Oncorhynchus kisutch (coho salmon) is the source of this 810-nucleotide messenger RNA. Its product is annotated as neurensin-1. The record is from RefSeq and is a predicted model, not a curated record. The coding region runs from base 197 to 781 and encodes 194 amino acids. Gene Ontology annotation, cellular component: neuron projection; transport vesicle; neuronal cell body. The transcript has 3 exons. Gene Ontology annotation, biological process: nervous system development. NCBI's taxonomy places the organism in Eukaryota, Metazoa, Chordata, Actinopteri, Salmoniformes, Salmonidae.
GUGAGUCUGAAUCAUCGAUAGGGCGACUGUCGGAGCUAAGAAUCUAGAGUGAUGGGACCUGAGUGAAGGAACAGCCGCGAGUGAUCACUCUCCAAGCCGGUUAUGACAGGCAGUGGCACCCGGUGUGUGUGAGGUUAGUGUGGUGCUCUCUCUCUCUCUCUCUCUCUCUAGACAGAGCUGAGGUGAAAGGGUCAGGAUGGCUUCCGCCUGUGCUGAGAUCUGUGGGUCAGACUACGCUGAACAGACGCAGCACGACCAGAGAUACGGCGUCAGAUCAUACCUCCACCAGUUCUACGAGGAGUGUACUGCCUCCAUCUGGGAACGCGACGAAGAUUUUCAGAUUCAGAGAUCGCCUAGUCGGUGGAGCUCUGUCCUCUGGAAGGUCUGUCUAGCGUUAGGAACCCUGAUUCUGGUGACAGGCCUCAUUGUCCUACUGGUGGGCUACGCCACCCCGACUAAGAUCGAAGCGUUCGGGGAAGACGAGCUCCUCUUCGUGGACGGCCACGCCGUCCUCUUCAACCGAGCCUUGGACGUGUGCAAGCUGACGGGCGCCGUACUGUUCUGCGUGGGCGGCGGGCUGAUGGCUGUAGGUCUCCUCCUCUCAGCCUUCUCUAAGAGCUACUCCAAGGAGGAGCUGUACCUGCAACAGAAGUUUAAGGAGAGGCUGGUUGAUAUCCAGAAUACGGUCCAUCCCGUCACCAGAGCCCCUACUCCGGGGGAGAGUAAGAUCCCUGUCACCCUGUCUAAAGUGCAAAGUGUCCAGCCCAACUCAGAGACAUAACAGUUGUCAAUGUAGUAGUGAGAGGUAGA